UGACCCAGCGGCUGCAGCCGUGCGUCCGGCUCGAGCGUCAGCGCCUGCGACCCCCGUCCGGUUCCCCCUCUUCUUCCUCGGUCCGCCCGGUCCUCGUCCGCGUGCCCCGCCGCCGCGCAGAGGAGAAUGAGGCGGUAGCGGGUCGCCGGAUGACCCCGCGUCACCACGGUGAGGCCUACAGCUCUGCGGGGGAGGAGGAGGAGAAGAAUGUUUCUCCAUCCCAGAGAGAUGAAGUAAUUCAGUGGUUGGCCAAGCUCAAGUACCAGUUCAACCUUUACCCAGAAAUAUUUGCUUUGGCUAGCAGUCUUUUGGACAGGUUUUUAGCUACUGUAAAGGCCCACCCAAAAUACUUGAGUUGUAUUGCAAUCAGCUAUUUUUUCUUAGCUGCCAAGACUGUUGAGGAAGAUGAGAGAAUUCCACUACUGAAGGUAUUAGCAAGAGACAGUUUCUGUGGAUGUUCCUCAUCUGAAAUUCUGAGAAUGGAGAGAAUUAUUCUGGAUAAGUUGAAUUGGGAUCUUCACACAGCAACACCAUUGGAUUUUCUUCACAUUUUUCACGCCAUUGCAGCGUCAACUAGGCCUCAGUUCCUUUUCAGUUUGCCCAAACUGAGCCCAUCUCAACAUUUGGCAGUCCUCACCAAACAGCUGCUUCACUAUAUGGCCUGCAGCCAACUUCUGCAAUUCAAAGGAUCCAUGCUUGCUCUGGCCAUGGUUAGUUUGGAAAUGGAGAAACUUAUUCCAGAUUGGCUUCCGCUUACAAUUGAAUUGCUGCAGAAAGCACAGAUGGAUAGCUCCCAGUUGAUCCAUUUUCGGGAGCUGGUGGCACAUCACCUUUCCACUCUACAGUCUUCCUUGCCUCUAAAUUCUGUUUUUGUCUACCGUCCCCUCAAGCACACCUUGGUGACCUGUGACAAAGGAGUGUUUAGAUUACAUUCCUCCUCUGUCCCAGGCCCCAAUAUCUCCAAGGACAACAGCAAGCCAGAAGUGCCAGUCAGAGGUACAGCAGCCUUCUACCAUCAUCUCCCAGCUGCCAGUGGGUGCAAGCAUACCUCUGCUAAACACAAAGUGGAGGAGAUGGAAGUGGAUGACUUCUAUGAUGGAAUCAAACGGCUCUAUAAUGAAGACAGUGCUUCAGAAAAUGUGGGUUCUGUGUGUAGCACUGAUUUAUCAAGACAAGAGGGACAUGCUUCCCCUUGUCCACCUUUGCAGCCUGUUUCUGUCGUGUAGUUUCAACAGUACGACAGAAGUGUUACUUACAUCCCACUUUUAAAGACCUUACACAAAGGUAGACUACCCUGGGGAUGAGAACAAGGAAAACCAGGAAAGGUCAUAGAAGGACAUAUACCUUACCAGGCUGAUUGGAAGUGAACUGGGAAAAAAAACCAAAAAACCCCUUAUUUACUUGUCCAGAUAAUUAUAAUCCAACAUCAUUUAAGCACUUAAAGACCAAAAAAAAUUAUAUUAAAAAAUCCAAAAGAUGCAACAUUUUCUAAAAAAAUAAAGUUUAUUUCAGCUGCACUUUUUUCUGCUGAAAUGUAAUGUAGCAUGCCCCAUGUUAAAAAUUCACAUUUAAUGAUUUUUUAAAGUUCCAAAAUUCAUAGCUAGCAAACUUGCCCUCCGUGUCCUGAUUUAAUUUUCCUCGUUUUUGCUUGCUUAUUCAUUGAGUACUUAAUGAAUUUUAUGCAUGUUGAUCUAUAUUGACUUCCACUGACCCCCAAAAUUAUUUUUUAGCAAUUUAACGAACAGAUUAGGGCAAUGUGACAGCCAGGUGUAAUCCAUGAUUCAAAUUCCAGUGAAUCUGAAAAGAAUACUUUGGAAUUAUCCAGUAUGAAUCAGAGGUGGUAAUAGAAAAAGGUCUCAUAUUACCACGUUGAUUUUUGUGUUUGUCUCAUUUCAAUUUCCACAGUUUAUAAACAAUUACUGUUUUUAUUUUUGUCUGUCUUAAAAUGAAGUCUUUAAAAGUGGGAUGUAAUUAGGGUGUUCUUAGAUUUUUUGAAUGCAUUUUUGACAUCGUAUAAAAGAAUUUGUGAUAAAGUUAAUAUCCAGGUGCUCACCAAAGAAACGUAUGUAACCACUAAAAUUAGAUUUUUGUAACUGCUCAGUUUUCACUCAUUUAUAAUCAGUGAGAGAGACUGUCUAGAUGUUGGGGCAGCUCCAUGAUUUGAGUCUAUAACAUGUAAAAACUGAAUUUAGUACCCUAGUUUUAUGUUAAACUGCUAGGAUUUUCUCGAUAAAAGUUAUUUCCCUUACCUCCUUACCUUUAUUUCUCUUAAUUGACUUCUGAAUCCUGAGCUCCCUUUGCAGUCUGAAUAAGGUAUUACAGUCAGAUCAUGUACUGAUGAUAAAAGCCUCUGGUAGCAAUAAAAAGUUGUCCUU
This is a messenger RNA of Nycticebus coucang (slow loris), 2375 nucleotides long. RefSeq names its product cyclin-I-like. Gene Ontology annotation, biological process: mitotic cell cycle phase transition; regulation of cyclin-dependent protein serine/threonine kinase activity. The record is from RefSeq and is a predicted model, not a curated record. Lineage: Eukaryota; Metazoa; Chordata; Mammalia; Primates; Lorisidae. The coding region runs from base 150 to 1226 and encodes 358 amino acids. Gene Ontology annotation, molecular function: cyclin-dependent protein serine/threonine kinase regulator activity. The transcript has 2 exons. Gene Ontology annotation, cellular component: nucleus; cytoplasm; cyclin-dependent protein kinase holoenzyme complex.